UUUGGGUAAUGGGCAGCCUGUGAGGACGGAGCGGGGCAGCGACCGCGGCCGAGGCAGGAGCGAGGAGGCCGGGCGGGGGUCGCUGAUCGGGCCCCGGGCCGCCAGAUUAACACUAAAGCCCCACAAUGUCCUUGAAACCACGAGUAGUUGACUUUGAUGAAACAUGGAACAAACUUCUAACGACGAUUAAAGCUGUUGUUAUGUUGGAUUAUGUUGAAAGAGCAACGUGGAAUGAUCGCUUCUCAGACAUUUAUGCUUUGUGUGUGGCCUAUCCUGAACCUCUUGGAGAGAGACUUUAUACUGAGACUAAAAUUUUUUUGGAAAAUCACGUACGCCAUUUGCACAAGAGAGUUCUGGAAGCUGAAGAACAAGUACUGGUUAUGUAUCACAGAUACUGGGAAGAGUAUAGCAAAGGGGCAGACUAUAUGGACUGUUUAUACAGGUACCUCAACACACAGUUUAUUAAGAAGAACAAAUUGACUGAAGCUGAUCUUCAGUAUGGCUAUGGAGGGGUGGAUAUGAAUGAACCUUUGAUGGAAAUUGGAGAGCUAGCUCUUGAUAUGUGGAGAAAAUUAAUGAUUGAGCCACUGCAGGCCAUCCUUAUUCGGAUGCUCCUCCGAGAAAUAAAAAACCCAAGCACUCCUCCUACAAGGCAAGCUGAAUAUCAACUUAAGCAUUUUUGUUCCAACACAAAAGGAAGCCGACAAGAUCUUGAAUUUGAUCGCUGUGGAGAAGACCCAAACCAGAAAGUAAUCCAUGGGGUUAUUAACUCCUUUGUUCAUGUUGAACAGUAUAAGAAAAAAUUCCCCCUAAAGUUUUAUCAGGAAAUUUUUGAGUGUCCUUUUCUGAAUGAAACAGGGGAGUAUUAUAAACAAGAAGCUUCAAAUUUAUUGCAAGAGUCAAAUUGCUCACAGUACAUGGAGAAGGUUUUAGGUAGAUUAAAAGAUGAAGAAAUGAGGUGUCGGAAAUACUUGCAUCCCAGCUCAUAUGGCAAAGUGAUUCAUGAAUGCCAGCAGAGGAUGGUAGCUGAUCACUUGCAGUUUCUACAUGCAGAAUGUCACAAUAUUAUCAGACAAGAGAAAAGAAGUGACAUGGCAAAUAUGUAUACUCUGCUUCGUGCUGUGUCAAGUGGUUUACCUCAUAUGAUUCAGGAACUACAAAACCAUAUCCAUGAUGAGGGCCUUAGAGCAACCAGCAAUCUUUCUCAGGAAAAUAUGCCAACUCAGUUUGUGGAGUCAGUUUUGGAAGUACAUAGUAAAUUUGUGCAACUCAUCAACACUGUUUUGAAUGGUGAUCAACACUUUAUGAGUGCCCUUGACAAGGCUUUGACAUCAGUAGUUAACUAUAGGGAGCCCAAGUCGAUCUGCAAAGCACCUGAGUUGCUGGCCAAGUACUGUGACAACUUGUUGAAGAAAUCAGCAAAAGGAAUGACAGAGAAUGAAGUAGAAGACAAACUUACAAGUUUCAUUACUGUUUUCAAAUACAUUGAUGACAAAGAUGUAUUCCAAAAGUUCUAUGCCAGAAUGUUGGCAAAAAGAUUAAUUCAUGGUUUGUCUAUGUCUAUGGAUUCUGAAGAAGCCAUGAUAAAUAAACUAAAGCAAGCCUGUGGUUAUGAAUUUACCAGCAAGCUCCACCGAAUGUAUACAGACAUGAGUGUUAGUGCUGAUCUCAACAAUAAAUUCAACAACUUUAUCAAAAACCAGGACACGAUUAUAGAUUUGGGAAUUAGCUUUCAGAUAUAUGUUCUACAGGCUGGUGCAUGGCCUCUAACUCAGGCUCCUUCUUCUACAUUUGCAAUUCCUCAGGAACUGGAAAAAAGUGUACAGAUGUUUGAAUUAUUUUACAGUCAGCAUUUUAGUGGAAGGAAGCUUACUUGGUUACAUUAUCUUUGUACAGGUGAAGUAAAAAUGAACUAUUUGUGCAAACCUUAUGUAGCCAUGGUCACAACAUACCAAAUGGCAGUGUUGCUUGCCUUCAACAACAGUGAGACUGUCAGUUACAAGGAGCUUCAGGACAGCACACAAAUGAAUGAGAAGGAACUGACAAAAACCAUCAAAUCUUUGCUUGAUGUCAAAAUGAUAAACCAUGACUCAGACAAGGAAGACAUAGAGACAGAGUCUACGUUUUCAUUAAAUAUGAACUUCAGCAGUAAACGAACAAAAUUUAAAAUUACAACAUCAAUGCAGAAAGACACACCACAGGAGAUGGAGCAGACCAGAAGUGCUGUAGAUGAAGACAGAAAAAUGUAUCUCCAAGCUGCUAUAGUCCGUAUCAUGAAAGCACGUAAGGUGUUGCGACAUAAUGCUCUAAUUCAGGAGGUAAUCAGCCAAUCAAGAGCUAGGUUUAACCCAAGUAUCAGCAUGAUUAAGAAGUGUAUUGAAGUUCUGAUAGACAAACAGUACAUAGAGCGAAGCCAGGCCUCUGCAGACGAAUACAGUUAUGUAGCAUGAUGUUGCUAUCCUGCAGGUAUGAUUGUAAGGAGAUCAUUGCUGUCACUGUUUGGUGUGUUCCUGUGGGAAGAGGCAGGCCUGUGCCUCCAUAAUUGGUCACUUGGCAGCCCCUGUUUUUCUGCUGUUUACAACAUCACCAGUGCCAUGUCAUGAGCGUCAAUGAAAAUGCCUAUAGAUAUUUCAAGCUCAUGUCAUUAUGACAUUUCUUAAAACUUUACUAAAAGAAUGAGUGAAGUAUUGCUGAAAUGUGAUGAAUUGGUUGGGUACCAUGCUUUUUUUUUUUUUCCCCCUCCCCUUUCACGUUUGCAGUUGAUGUUUUUUAAUGUAUCUUAAGACAAAGUAAAAAAAAAAAAAUCACACAAAAAACCUAAAUAUUGUAAUAUGACAGAUAACCUAAUAAUUGUAUCUACAUUAAAAUGUAAAAAAAAAUGACGAACAUGAUACUGCUGCUUGUCAAAUAAAAAAAUAAAGUUAUAUAAUGUGUCUCGAAUGAUUGUAGAGCUGGAUAUAGCAUUAAUGUCUGUAAAUAUUAUUCAGGCCUGAAGAGUAAAAAUAAUGUUAUGUGUUUGGGUUUUGGAUAACCUCAGAAGUAGAUCUGACGUAAGAACUAAUUUAUAUAAAACUGAAUACCAGGUAUGUCAUGUUUGAUGUGAUUAUAAAAAAAAUAUUUAUGGUUAA
This is a messenger RNA of Manacus vitellinus (golden-collared manakin), 3128 nucleotides long. RefSeq names its product cullin 2 (gene CUL2). Gene Ontology annotation, cellular component: Cul2-RING ubiquitin ligase complex; SCF ubiquitin ligase complex. The record is from RefSeq and is a predicted model, not a curated record. Gene Ontology annotation, biological process: protein ubiquitination; SCF-dependent proteasomal ubiquitin-dependent protein catabolic process. Lineage: Eukaryota; Metazoa; Chordata; Aves; Passeriformes; Pipridae. The coding region runs from base 126 to 2450 and encodes 774 amino acids. Gene Ontology annotation, molecular function: ubiquitin protein ligase binding. The transcript has 22 exons.